CUCUCUCCAGAGUGCGCCUGGCCAAUGCGACGUACGCACCAUCAACUACAUCACGCACGCGCUGCCGUCGCAAUGUCUCAAGACCUCAUGGACGGACUCAAUACCGGCUCCGACCAAGUUUCCAAUCACAGGUGACUACUAUGACGUUGCAGAGCAUGUCACGCAAUCCGCCGUCGAGGACCAGGCCUCGUCGUCCGCCGCUACACAAAACGACACGUUGAGCAAGACAUCUUCGGGCGAUACCUUGGCGACACCGUUUAUGUCAUUUGAGGACUGGAAGGAGAUGAUGCUACGGGAAACCGGCCAGGACCCCCAGGACUUACAUCUUCGGAACUCUAGCGGACGCCAGAAAGGUGACAGAUCAUCCCCCGACAUGGAGGAGGGACUGGGCGAAGAAGGGGAGAUAUCCCUAACCUUUGAUGAUUACGGCGACGGCGACGGAACUCGACCUGCUACCUACACGGACUCGGCAAACUCAAAUAAGGGCGACGAUGUCGACGAGGCCCUGGUAUCCAAGGAGGGGAAAGCGCCCAUCCACCGAAGCAAAGACGCUGGCCAAACUUGCAAAGAACGCUUUUCAUACUCCUCUUUCGAUGCGGGCGCCACCAUUUUGAAAGCAGGCCCGCAAGCGAAAAAUGCAAAAGCCAUUCUAGUGGAAAACAAGGACUCCUAUAUGCUUCUCGAAUGCGCUGCGCAAAACAAGUAUGUGAUCGUCGAGCUUAGCGACGAUAUCCUUAUCGACACCAUCGUCAUCGCCAACUUUGAAUUCUUCUCAAGCAUGGUUCGUCAUUUCCGGGUUAGUGUGAGUGACCGAUAUCCCGUGAAAAUGGAAAAAUGGAGAGAGAUUGGAAUAUUCGAAGCCGCAAACUCGCGUGAUAUCCAGGCGUUUCUUGUGCAGAACCCCCAGAUCUGGGCGAAAUAUAUCAGACUUGAGUUCCUAACUCACUACGGGAACGAGUACUACUGCCCAGUUUCGCUACUCCGAGUGCAUGGCUCGAGGAUGCUCGACUCCUGGAAAGAUAGUGAGACGGGUCGAGAAGAUGAGGCUCAUGAAGAGGAGGAGGUUGAAGAAGAGAUUCUUUCAAUUCCCACUGCUACUGUUAUGCCAUCACCCGCGGCUGUUGAAACCGCCCCUGAGACCAGAAAGGAUGAGGAGACGAUUCUGGCGCCCACGAGCACCUCUCUGCUCCCAUUAGACAAAGGCCCAUUUUACCAUUUAACGGCAACAUGUGCCGCAUCGCCAACAUUGGCAGCGGAUGGCAAAUCAGGGGAUCUGGGAUUCGCAACAGCUAGUGAAGGAGUCAAACGUCAAAUCAAAGACGGUACCCUGGAAUCAAAUUAUGCAUCUGCGGAUUCUCCAAGAUCAAAUGCCACGCAAGCCCGUGAUCCCCCUACUACGCCGCCCUUGAAGCAGACAGACUCUUCCAAGCCAGCUGCCGAGAAUGCCCAAAUCCCGGCCGAGUCUGUAGACGCCGCCGGGUCAGGUUCAGGGACAGGCUCAGGGACGGGAAAACCUCGAAGUACCUCAAGUGCCUCCGCUGCCACACCAACCGUGCAGGGAAGUUUCUUCAAUUCCAUCACCAAGCGCUUGCAGCAAGUCGAGUCCAAUCUCACCCUGUCGCUCAAAUACGUCGAGGACCAGUCGCGGCUCAUGCAGGACGCCUUGCAGAAAACAGAACAGAAGCAGGUGUCCAAGCUCACACGUUUCCUCGGAGACCUCAACCAUACCGUACUCGCCGAGAUGCGCAAUGUGCGCGAGCAGUACGAACAGAUCUGGCAAUCCACCGUCCUAGCUCUCGAAAGCCAGCGGGAGCAGUCUGAGCGUGACAUUGUGGCGCUGAGCACAAGACUGAAUCUCCUGGCCGACGAAGUUGUCUUCCAGAAGCGCAUGGCCAUUGUCCAGGCCAUCCUCCUGCUCUCCUGCUUGUUCCUCGUCAUCUUCUCCCGGGGAGUCCCCAUCCCUUACCUCGCGGCCUUGCAGGAACAAGCUGCCGGGAUAGCAUAU
Messenger RNA from Trichoderma virens Gv29-8, 2005 nucleotides. RefSeq lists its product as uncharacterized. The transcript has a single exon. Lineage: Eukaryota; Fungi; Ascomycota; Sordariomycetes; Hypocreales; Hypocreaceae. Gene Ontology annotation, biological process: protein folding in endoplasmic reticulum. The record is from RefSeq and is a predicted model, not a curated record. Gene Ontology annotation, cellular component: cytoplasm; membrane. The annotation marks the transcript as partial.